Molecule: messenger RNA, 1656 nt
Organism: Topomyia yanbarensis
Lineage: Eukaryota; Metazoa; Arthropoda; Insecta; Diptera; Culicidae
Product: saccharopine dehydrogenase-like oxidoreductase
Exons: 5
Coding region: 208-1488 (426 amino acids)
Biological process (GO): glycolipid biosynthetic process
Cellular component (GO): mitochondrion; lipid droplet; plasma membrane
Source: RefSeq, a predicted model, not a curated record
ACUAGUUUGGUAGUUCGUCGUUCACUUUUGAUCGCUUCGGAAGCUUAUUUCGCGAGCUAGUCUUUAGAUGGUGAAAACUCUUGUCAGUUGUAAAGGAGUGUUGUUGCACGAAAGAAUUGUUGUUUCUUAUAAUUGCAAUAUUAUUUAAAGGUUGAGUAAGGCGUGGCCUACUCACGUACUGAGAACUUGAACAAAUAGCAAACCAGAAUGUCGACCGAUCGUCAGUUGGACGUGAUCAUCUUCGGUGCCAGUGGGUUCACCGGCAAGUACACCAUCUACGAGGGUAUCAAGGUCCUUGCCGGUCUCAAAUGGGGUAUUGCCGGUCGCAGCAGGGACAAAUUGACUAAGGUCCUGCAGGAAGUGGAGAAAAAAGCUGACAAAGAUCUAUCGGAAACUCCGAUCGUCAUCGCCGAUGUUAAGGACGCGGAAUCGCUGAAGAAAAUGGCCGAACAGUGUCGAAUUGUGGUCAACUGUUGCGGUCCCUACCGAUUCUAUGGUGAACCGGUGGUGCAAGCAUGCAUUGAAGCUGGGACACACCACGUGGACGUCAGCGGUGAGCCACAGUACAUGGAAAGCAUGCAGCUAAAGUACAAUCAACAAGCCAAGGAGAAAGGAGUGUACGUUGUGUCCGCCUGUGGUUUCGACAGCAUUCCAGCUGACUUGGGAACUGUGUUUCUUCAGAAAAAAUUUGAUGGAGUGGUUAAUUCGGUUGAAACGUUCCUGGAAACAUCGCAGAAAGCUAAAGCAACUGGAGGAGCGAUGCUGCAUUACGGGACAUGGGAAUCGGCCAUUUACGGACUGGCCCACGCCAAUGAGUUGCGUGGAAUCAGAAGUCAGCUGUACCCAACGAGAGUACCGAAUUUUCAACCGAAACUAAAAGACCGCCCAAUACUGCACAGGACAAAAUUCGUGAACAACAAGUGGUGCAUGCCGUUCCCAGGUUCCGACCGAUCGGUUGUAAUGCGAUCGCAGCGGUAUUUUUAUGACGUCGAGCAUAAGCGACCGGUGCAGAUGCGGGCCUAUGUGACUUUUAGCUCGAUCGUGGAAGUUAUUGGAGUCAUUCUAGUGGGAGCUGUUUUUGCUAUCAUGACACGUUUCAAACUCGGCAGACAGCUUCUGUUGAAAUAUCCUCGAUGCUUCUCGUUGGGUUUCGCUUCCCACGAAGGUCCCAAGGAGGAGUCUAUGGAGAACACCGAGUUCGCACUGUACUUCAAAGGUGAAGGUUGGGAAAAAGGCCAAGAACUGUUGGAACCGUCGGAUCAGUUUAAAGUUCCGCCGAACAAGAAAAUUAAGGUCAAAGUAUCCGGGACCAACCCGGGAUAUGGUGCGACGUGUGUGGCGCUGCUGUUAUCCGCUACUACUAUCCUGAAAGAAAGCGAUAAGAUGCCAUCGUCCGGAGGAGUCUUUCCACCAGGAGCCGCCUACGCCAAAACUAAGCUGAUUGAGGAGCUCUGCAAGAACGGGUUCAAAUUCGAAGUACUUAAAUAAACGCUAUUCAGAGUAAAUGCUGAUCGAUGUUUGUGAACUAAAAUAUCUACUAACGGCGUACUUUCCGGAGAGGAGGGAGGUGUUGAUGACUAAAUGCAUAGCUUGUAAAACUUAUUCUGGAUAUCACUAAUAAAACGCACAGUAUAUUACUAUUUAUUUUCUUAACAA